Trichophyton rubrum CBS 118892 is the source of this 708-nucleotide messenger RNA. RefSeq lists its product as uncharacterized. The record is from RefSeq and is a predicted model, not a curated record. The transcript has a single exon. Lineage: Eukaryota; Fungi; Ascomycota; Eurotiomycetes; Onygenales; Arthrodermataceae. Bases 1 to 708 code for a protein of 235 amino acids.
AUGGGCCAAAACGUUUGGCCCUCGACAGAAUUACUGUCCAUCAUACAAUUCCAGGAACCAUGCGAGCGAUACCACGAAAGCGUCCAACACCUUGCCUUCAAGGUUCUGCAGCUAGUAGGAGAUACAAUGAUACCCCACGGGCAUAGCACCGUUGGUAUGACAGAAAAUAUGCCAACUGUCCUGCACAAUCUAAUCAGGUUGGAUAAAAUUCCGGCAUGUCCGCUUCGCCUUCUCCACUAUCCCUCCGCCACUCGCAACGGAGGGAGUGUGACCGGCAAGCCACAGUACGGAGCAUCGGCGCACACCGACUUUGGUGUAAUCACCCUGCUCCUCCAAGACGACAAUCCUGGCCUCGAAGUUCUGGUCGAAAAAGACGGAAAGCAGGUGUGGUGGCCCAUUGACCCGAAUCCUAGCGCCUACGUGGUCAAUAUAGGAGAUAUGAUUAGCAUGGUUACCAACGGCAUUUAUAAAAGCAGCAUGCAUCGCGUUGUAUGCAAACGGCCAGAAAGAGAGAGAUAUAGCAUUGUAUUCUUCCUCGAUGGCUGUCUAAAUGCAAAUCUGGAGCCAGUAGAGGGAUUUGGGCACCCAGAAGAAGGCGUUGGAUUCUCUCACAAAACGGUAGAACAGCAUAUGACUGAACGGUUAUCGAUGAGCUAUGCGAAGGAGGGUAAGGAUCCAAGGCAUAACGAGGAUACCUUCAGUGCAUGA